AUGGCAGCCGAUACAGCAGCGAUGAAAGAAAUGAUGCAGAAGAUGGUUAACAAGAACCAAGCAGCGGGUGCAGAGGAACCGACCGAAACUGCGGAGGAACCUCCGGCAAAGCGAAGAAGCACAGAAACGAGUCGCAUCCGCCGACUGGAAGAACACCAAGACAGAUUUGAGAAAGUCCUCCUGGAGUGCAUAGACAAGAUCGAAGAAGGCCUCAAAAACAAGAAAGCAACACUGCUGCAGCACAUCAGGAAUCAAAAACACAAACCGGACGCGAUACUGCUGCAAGAAACAAUAAGCCAAGACCCAAAACUCUCGGGAUACAGAGCCCACGCGAAAACAUUGGGACAGAAACAAAGAGGGAUAUGCACACUCGUCCGAAAGGGCAUCUAUUCGCUAGAACACGAUUGCAAAGGGGACCCAAAACUCGAAAAGCAAGCCAUCGAAAUCUUAGCGGGGAAGGAAGGCAUCUUCUUAACCAACGUCUACAGCAACCCCAAGCAAAGCAGACAAAGUUUCAAGAACCUCUUCCACAAGAGGCUUAGGAGGGCUGGGGACAACACGCUCGUCAUAGCGGGAGACUUCAAUGCACCGCACACGGGCCUGAGGCACCACACCACCUCGCGCAAAGGCCGAACCCUAAUACAAUACGCGACCGAAGCCGACCUACAACUAAUCACAGACCCUAGAUAUCCAACCCUCGUGGGAAGGAAGUCGACGGACAGGGACACCACACCCGACCUGGUCUUCACCAACGAGGAAGAGACCAGCUGGACAAAUACAAAUGAAGACCUGGGGAGCGACCACUGCAUAGUGGAAAUCAUCAUCCCGCUAAAAGGCAAGACCAGACCAAUCAGGAAAUUCAACUACACCAACUGGGACGCAUUCAGACAAUUGGCGCCCACGGGAAAGAUCGAGGACAUCGAAGAAUGGACGCCAGACCUGCAAAAGGCGACCACAAACGCAUCUCGAGAAAUAGAAACGACCGAAGACACCAAAGGCAAGAUGGACAGCAGGCUGGCGCAUUUCGUCGAAGCCAAGCAAUCUAUCCUCACCCGAUGGAAGAAACAACGACUAAACAGAAGUCUGAGGAAAAAGAUUGUGGAUAUCAACAGAGCAAUCCACGAACACUGCAAGAAACUAUCGGCACAGCAGUGGAAAGACACGUGCGACACGGCCGACGGGCAGAUACUCAACGAAGCAUGUGGCACCUGCUCCGACACCUGCCAGACGAGACAAAAACCAAGGGAUUCCAGCACAACAGACUCGCGGGCCUAA
Messenger RNA from Ixodes scapularis (black-legged tick), 1275 nucleotides. RefSeq lists its product as uncharacterized. Bases 1 to 1275 code for a protein of 424 amino acids. Gene Ontology annotation, molecular function: catalytic activity. The transcript is spliced from 2 exons. The record is from RefSeq and is a predicted model, not a curated record. NCBI's taxonomy places the organism in Eukaryota, Metazoa, Arthropoda, Arachnida, Ixodida, Ixodidae.